Necator americanus (New World hookworm) is the source of this 663-nucleotide messenger RNA. RefSeq lists its product as uncharacterized. Gene Ontology annotation, molecular function: double-stranded DNA 3'-5' DNA exonuclease activity. NCBI's taxonomy places the organism in Eukaryota, Metazoa, Nematoda, Chromadorea, Rhabditida, Ancylostomatidae. Bases 1 to 663 code for a protein of 220 amino acids. Gene Ontology annotation, biological process: DNA repair. The record is from RefSeq and is a predicted model, not a curated record. The transcript has a single exon.
AUGCGAGAGCUACCGGCUAGAGGACGAAGCCGGCCAAAGAAGUUAGUCCGCCAUCGCCAACAUCAUCCAAUGCGCCUGGCAACACUUAACGUUGGGACGCUUACCGGAAGAAGUGAACUGGCAGACAGUCUCAGAAAACGUGUUGACAUAUAUUGUGUACAGGAGACUCGCUGGAAAGGCCUCAAGUCAAGGGGAUUAGGCGAUGGUUACAAGCUCAUCUACCACGGCACAUCAAAUCGCAAUGGCGUUGGUUUCAUAUUGAACGGGACUUUUAAAAACAGCGUUACAGCGGUGGCUCGACUAUCGGAUCGCCUAAUAGCUGUGAAAGUAGACACAGAUGGCGAGAGUACUACAUUCAGUUGUAUAACGAAGAGUUUUGCCAUUCUGUCGUCCCGACUGUUCCUUGGGUCGAGAGUCCUGUUUUACCAAUUACUGCUGUCGAAGUCAAUGCUGAAGUCGAACAAGGCAACCGUCCCUGAUGACAUACCUACUGAUGACUGGAGGCUGCUAGGAGAUCGAGGGUCCGUGUGGCUUGCAGCUCUAUUUAACAAGCAUUAUUUAUUUAAAGAACAAGAUCGCUGCAGAAGGACGGACGAACGAAGGGAAUCCAGAAGCAGGACUCCAGACCUUUGGCAAACUUCCGUGACCGUGCCUGUGUGGUAA